AUGAAGAUCCGCGAUCGCCUUAGAGCGUUUAGGGAGAAACUCCGUUUCCAACCAAAGGCGAUUGUGGAGAGGGAGGACCCACUAAGCCCCAUAAAGAUCACGAAGAACAUGAGACGCCUGGAACGAGACUUCAGACCUGUGGCACAAUUUUUUAACAACCUGUCUGCUUUAUCCAGCUGGCACUCUGUGUACAUGACAGCCUGUUUUUUCUGUCUGUACAUGUGCACAGUGUGGUUUAGCUGGACCAUUUCCUCCAUCGUGCUCCUCGUGAUUCUCCAACUUUCCAUAAAUUAUUUAAUUUCCAAAGGCUGGAGGAUCCCGAGGAGCAUCAUACCCGACAUGUGUGAGCCAGGGGAACAUCUGAAAGGCACAGGUGUCUUACAUAUGGUCCACUUGGCUUUCGAUUCUGCUCACAAAACCCAGGAGCUUUUUGGAAACAUGGCCGACACGCUUGAGAAGAUCAAAAAUCUGUGCAUUUGGGUCCGGCCAGAGCCCACAGUAAAGAUCUACGUGGGACUCUGGCUGGUUUUGCUCUUCUCAUGCGUGUUGCCAUACCAGCUGCUGGGUUUAAUCCUAGGUGUUUCUGUAGGGAUCAAGUUUUUCAUCAUUGACUUGAUCUUCGAAAGGUUCCCGAAGCUGCGGCAGCGGUUUAACACCCCCUACAACUUCUGGGCUAGUUUACCCACCGACCUGCAGCUGAGGGAGCCCAGAAACACCUGGUGGAGCAGAUGGAUUGCCACGGCAAGGGCCCGAUGGAGCACGGCCCGAAGGAGCAUUUCUAAUGCUCUUCUCGGUGCCAGAGAGAGGCGUUUUCUCCCUCAACGCUCUCGAUUCAUUGGGACCUUGCAAAAGUGGCGAUGUCGGGUUAGGAGGAGGUAGCAGACCAAAGUGUGUCCCAGGUCUGUCUGGACGACGGCAGCAACUAGUUUUGGAAAGGCGUUUCAACGGCAAGGAACAACCGGCAGAUGUCUGUGGGAAAAGGUAAGAAAUGAAGUCACACCUGACGUUACAGUUUCUCCAGCCCCUCCUCUUCAACAUGAUCAAGGAUCUUUUGGAGAGGAGCUAAAAAUAACAAAUUCGGAAGAUAAAAAAAUCCCAGAACAAAUCAUUAUUGACCA
Molecule: messenger RNA, 1118 nt
Organism: Xiphophorus hellerii (green swordtail)
Lineage: Eukaryota; Metazoa; Chordata; Actinopteri; Cyprinodontiformes; Poeciliidae
Product: GRAM domain-containing protein 4-like
Exons: 1
Coding region: 1-879 (292 amino acids)
Biological process (GO): negative regulation of toll-like receptor 9 signaling pathway; apoptotic process
Source: RefSeq, a predicted model, not a curated record